Molecule: messenger RNA, 4341 nt
Organism: Tachysurus fulvidraco (yellow catfish)
Lineage: Eukaryota; Metazoa; Chordata; Actinopteri; Siluriformes; Bagridae
Product: zinc metalloproteinase-disintegrin-like brevilysin H2a
Exons: 21
Coding region: 1398-3485 (695 amino acids)
Biological process (GO): proteolysis
Cellular component (GO): plasma membrane
Molecular function (GO): metalloendopeptidase activity
Source: RefSeq, a predicted model, not a curated record
CCUGAGCAGCCGCUUACGGAAAUCGCGUCACGUAGUGCACUGGCACGCCCCCUGCUCCAAGAGGAGAAUCUAAAUAAAUAAAUUGUAUACACGUAUAUUUAAAUGAUGCAAUUUAACAAAGUAUUAACAAAGUAUAUCAUUAGAAUCAAUAAAUUACUUUAUAUAUUUAAAAAAAUAACUUUAUUUAAAUUAAAUCAGCCAACGUGGGAAAUUAUGUUAAAAAGAUUCAUUUAUUCUGAAAGUGGGUUGAAUGUUCAUUUGGUCAUGAGUUUAAAUCCCAGAUCUGCCAAGCUGCCACUACAGGGCCCUUGAGCAAGGCCCUUAACCUUUAGUUGAAUAUAAAUAUGUGAUGAAUAUAAUACAUGUUUUUGCUCUGGAUAAGGGUGUCGGCAAAGUGCUUUAAAACAUUAUGAGCAGGAAAUAUUUAAACAACGCUGCUUUAUGAAGUUAUAGCUUUACUAACCCUUUCCUCCUUUUAACACAUUGCAUGCAGUUUCUUUUUUUGGCUCAAAAGUUUUUUUUUUUUUGUCAUGCUUGAGUGUUGUACCUAAAAUAAUAAAAAUGUUCUCCCACGACGGUGUGCUAUGAAUAUCACAUGCAAGUUUAUUUGAAACGGAAAACAGCCAUUUAGAAUAAUUGCUCAGACCCUGCCUGUAUACUUCAGUAAUAAACAGGUCUUUCUGAACACAGAGGUGCGGGUGGUUCCUUCAGACUCACAGCUUGUUCGUGAAGGUAAACAGCUCUUGUUGUUGGUAUUCUCAGCAGCUCGUACCCUGGGGCUUGCUGUGGAUGUUCUAUUACUGCAACCACAUUCUGAACAUUUAAAUCCAGAGUGAAAGAAACAAUAUUACUCAGAUGAUAGACAUUCCCAGAUCGUGUUUGUGCCAAAAAAUAAGUUUCUGUUACAUGAAGCUGGAAUGCAUGGAACUUGGGCAUCGAAUGUUUUUCGACAAAGAAAAGAAAAAGCCUCAUUUGUGUGGAAUUUUAUUGUUUAACAUUUCUUUUCUGCCCCCAUCUGUCCCGAAAUCCCUCUGUCCCUGCCGUCCCGCAGCAGGCGGAAGGAAGUGCUGGAGCUAGCCUUGCGAAGCCCAGCCAAACUGUCUUCUAUUAAGCAUAACAAUGGGAGCCACUAAAUAUAGCAAGGGUCAUGGGUCACAUCAGUGAGGAGACACGGCACUCUUCUUACAGGCUGACCAUAAAGCAUGACAGGAAUGAAGCUUCAAGAUGGUGUAUUUAAGGACAGCUAUAACUCAGGCUUUUUGAGACAAUUUGCCUUUUUAGGAACUUAGAUGGAAAUAUGAGAUGAAAAUUUACAGCACUGACUGUUUUUUCUCUAUGUUUUUUUGGGGGCUGGACUGUAAUUGCUGCAGCAUGAAGAUGGAUGAAUCUUAUGUCUGAUGAAAAAUACCAAGUAUGGACUGGACCUCUAUGAAGUGGUUCAACCAAUCAGACUCCAUGACCUCCAUAAAAGAGCUUUAGAGUCUACGAGGCCUGAUACUCUGAAAUAUGCCAUGAAUCUUAGUGGCAAUCACAUUGAAAUGCAUCUAGAGAAAAACACUGAUUUUAUAAGCGAGGACUACACUGAGACUCACUACAUGAGCGAUGGGACUCCUGUCAUAACUAAACCUGAAAUGGAUCUCUGCUACUACCAGGGGAAGAUCAUGAAUGACAGGAACUCAAUGGUCAGCAUGAGCAUCUGUGAUGGAUUACGGGGAUAUAUUCAGACUGCAAAGCAGAGGUUUAUUAUCGAGCCUCUGUCUGAAGACACUGACGGUGACCAUGCGGUGAUGAAGUACGAAGAUGUGACUGAUUCUCCUUCUGUAUGUGGCGUCACCAACACUACAUGGUAUCCGUUCCCUGAAGGCUUUCCAGGUUCUUCCCGUGGCAAAUCUAAAGCUCGCAUGUCAGGACCAACAAUGUUCCAGCAAAACAAAUACAAUGAAGUUGUCCUUGUAGUGGACAACAGAAUGUAUUUGAAGCUGGACAGGAACAUCACCAAAGUGAGACAGAAGAUCUUCGAUAUUCUCAACUUUGUUAAUGUUGUCUAUAAACCGCUGAACACUUUCAUCGCUCUGAUUGGUCUGGAGGUUUGGACUGAUAGUGAUAAGAUUGCGGUGACUACACCUUCUAGUGACACUCUGGGUGCUUUUACAAAGUGGAGAAAUGAAGAUCUGGUAAAGCGGAUUAAGCACGACAACGCUCAUCUGAUCACUGAAAUCGACUUUGAUGGGGCGACAGUGGGCCUGGCGUUCGUCGGCACCCUGUGCACAGAAUCUUCUACUGGAGUCAUACAGGACCAUAAUACACGAGCCAUAGCUAUAGGAGCCACUCUGGCGCAUGAGAUGGGACAUAACCUGGGAAUGAGCCACGACAACAGCUCUUGUGCAUGUUCUGGGGAAAGCUGCAUCAUGGCUGCCUAUCUGAGCUACAACAUCCCACAGCUCUUCAGCAAUUGCAGCUUGGCCAAUUACGAGCGGUUCCUGAACACACGGAGCCCUGAGUGUCUCCUCAAUAAACCGCAAGCCAAAGACCUGCUCCAGCCUGCAGUUUGCGGCAACGGCUUCCGAGAGAUUGGAGAAGACUGUGACUGUGGACCUGCAUCGAAAUGCACCAACCCGUGCUGCAAUGCCACCACGUGCAAACUCACAAAGGGCUCAAAGUGUGCAGAAGGAGAGUGUUGUCAGAACUGUAAGAUUGCUGACGCCUCCCUGCUGUGUCGUCCCAUGCGUGAUGAGUGUGACCUGCCUGAAUAUUGCAUGGGAAAUUCAAGCUCAUGCCCUGAGGAUGUUUUCUCCGUGAACGGUUUGCCGUGCAAGAAUCGCACUGGCUACUGCUACAAUGGGCAGUGUCCAAAACGGGAAGAGCAGUGCAUCAAAAUGUGGGGUUCAGGUGCCAUUGUAGGGGUUGAUAACUGCUAUUACCAGAACACAAAGGGACAAGUGCAUGCUUAUUGUACACGAACUUCCAACACCCAGUUUAUAGGAUGCCAGAAACAGGAUGUGAUGUGUGGAAAGCUUUUCUGUGACAAAGGCCAGGCCAACCCCAACUAUGGCCGCUACGUCACGAUCACGAUGUCACAGGGCAACUGCAAAGCCACUAUAUACAGCGACAGUACCCAAGAUUUUGGUCAAGUCGACACAGGGACCAAGUGUGGUGAAGAGAAAGUGUGUAGUAAAAACCAGUGUCUGAGUUUAGACGUCGUCUACAAAGCAAGCAACUGCACAGCUAAGUGUGGUGCAAACAGGGUGUGUAAUCAUAAGCUGCAGUGCACCUGCGCACCUAACUGGCUUCCACCUGACUGUGUGAUGCGAGUCAGCAGAUCUCAGUCUUCAUAUACAAGUCAACAGACAGGCAUCGCUGUGGCUGUCUUUAUCCUGUUGGGGGCUGUUUUAAUUGGGUUGGCCAUCUACUGCAUGAAAUGUAGAAAGAAUCAAAGCAGUUCAACGAGUGGAAACCGUGUUCCAAAGUCUACCGUAAAUGUCUAAGGCUUCGUGAACAUCCAGUCUGCAGGAGACAGACAUACAGAACACACUGAGCUAAAUUUGGAUUACUUUUUUCUUUUCUUUGUUUUUUUUUUUUUUUUUUUUUACGAACUUUCAUAAAAAUUACCUGAAGAGUAUAGCAUAGAUGCUGUAAAAUUAUUUUUAUUGGAUGUCUUUGCUUGUUAAAAUAGUUUAUAUAUCAGGCUUGUGAGGUGGACUGGGUGCAUCCCAGAGUGCAGACACACUGCAACCAUGAACAGGAAACUGAACUGAACAAUGAAUGAAUGAAUGAAUGAAUGAAUGAAUGAAUGAAUGAAUGAAUGAAUGAACAAACAAAUAAACAAACAAAUAAAUAAUCAGCUACAUUAGUAAUACUCUGUAUGUAGCUUUCUUUUGCAUAUUGGUUUCUAUAAAAACAAUAUGAUCACAAAAUGUCUGUAUAUCACACUGUAGUUAAACGUAUGUUUCUGCAUCUUUGUUUCCAGGUCUCAUGCACUAUAUCAUUACAGUUUAGGUCCAGGAGCCAGUUUCUGUUUCUUUGUUCUCAGGUUUCAUACAGUAUCAGAUUACAGGGAAAGAACACAUAUAGGUGUGGACUUCUUGGAUCUCAGGUCUUUUUGAAACACACACACACAAAAAAAAAAAAACAAUAGCCAUAUAUAUGCAUUUACUAUUCUGCCUGUAUGUAUUUAAAAUAUAUGCAUUGGAAUUGCUUUAAUUGACAUUGAAAUGUCCAAUAUAAUACUUUUGACAUUUUAUUGUUUGAUUAUUGUGCUGCAUCCCUUCUUCUAAAGCAUUAUUUUCUGCAAAAUUGUUCAGUGAUUGUUCAAUGCCAUAAUACAGACUUGUUUUCUCAUUU